UCUCUCUCCUUUUUCUUUUCCAUUUUAUUUUAGUUACUGAUGAUUGAUUUGUUCAGUCGGAGUUUUCUGCUUUUAGAUAGAUAUGUUAGCUAUGAUGACUGGAUUGUUAAGAUAAAAGAGGAAAAAAAACUACGUACAACCACAAAAAUUUGAUAUCAGCUAAUUUAUACCUUAAAUUGCCAUUGAUAAAGAGAGUAAUUCCAUCAUGCAAUAAAUUGGAAUGUAGGAUAAGAGUAAAGUUUAUUGCUUUCCUAAAAAAAUGAAAGAGGAAGAAGUAAAUAGGUGCCAGAUUCAGGAGUGGUAUCCCAGAUUUAAAUCUGAUUCCAUAAAAACAAUGAUUCAUGAGCUGCCUGAAUCCUUUAUAGAGUAUCUUAUGGAUGAUCAUGGUCCGUUCCUUCUCCCCCUUUCCAUUGAUGACAAUGAUGCACUGCCUAAUAGGAUUCAUAAACCGGAAGAGGAGGAGGACUUUGAAGUAUCUGAAGGAUCGGAAGAUGAAUCAGAACAACCGUCACCUCCUCCUUCUUUUCCGGAACUGGAAAUGAAGAUCAAGGAAUCUAUAGAGUCCCUUGGGGGCUCUGUCUUCCCUAAGCUUAAUUGGAGUGCACCAAAAGAUGCUGCAUGGAUCAGUUCAACUGGGAAUCUAUGUUGCAACUCUUUCAGUGAGGUUGCAAUUUUACUACGGGCAUCGGAUUCUCUAGUCCAUGAUCUGUGCCAUGUGUAUGAUUCCUGCAGUGAUAAGACUGUCUCAAGGCCCCCAAAGUUUUUUCUUGCACUUCGCAAAUGGUACUCAUCCCUGCGGCCCGAGAUGGAAUUUCGCUGCUUUGUACGCAAUGGGAUCCUUGUGGGGGUCUCUCAGCGCGAGGUGACUGGAUUUUAUCCUGCUCUUGUUGAGAAGAAAGAUGAGCUGAUAACAAUAGUCCAGAGAUUUUUUAUGUAUAAGGUGAAGGGAAAUUUUGAAUCAGAAAGUUAUACUUUUGAUAUAUAUGUCACAAAUGAUGACCGAGUUAAGCUUUUGGAUUUUAAUCCUUGGGGCGCAUUUACCUUACCUUUGCUUUUCACCUGGGAGGAAUUAGAAGUUAAUUCGAAUAAAGAGGGAGAUCACUUGGAGUUUAGACUUGUAGAAAGCCAGUGUGGGGUUCGUCCUGGUUUGAAAACUGCUGUUCCUUAUGAUUACCUGGAUACUAGUCCAGGUAGUGGUUGGGAUGAGUUUCUUAAAAAGGCUGAUGAGGAAUUGGGACAACAGAUCAGGUCUCCUCAAGCAGGUGCUUGAUUGCUAGAUGUUCAAUGACGGAGAGAAAUAUCAUGGACCAGGACAGUCUUCCUGAGAACUUGGGUUUUACUCAUUCUUGUGUGCAUUGGAUGUAAUUUACUGUAAUCACAAAGGGCAGGGGACAACAUUCAUCAGUAUGUAUUGAUUAAUGUGUUUUAAAUCUUGUUUGAGCAAUCGUCUUGCCAAUUUCAAGAGUUCAGGAUAUGGUUGACACUAAAA
Messenger RNA from Solanum lycopersicum (tomato), 1489 nucleotides. The record is from RefSeq and is a predicted model, not a curated record. NCBI's taxonomy places the organism in Eukaryota, Viridiplantae, Streptophyta, Magnoliopsida, Solanales, Solanaceae.